UAUAUGUUGUAUAAAUACACGUCAAAAUAACACUCGCAUAUUCAUUCAGUUUGUCAUAAAAAAUCGUGAAAGAACAAGCACGAUUUUCAGACAAUCUGAGCCUCCAGCCCCUUAAACUCUGUUCUAACAAUGCGUUUGUUUUGUUUAAAUAGAGUUUAAGUUGCAAUCUAAGUUUAAUCUAAGUAUCAUUGAAAAACCGGCCCUAACAGUUCUUCGUCUUGGAUCAGAUGAUUUGAUAUAACGGGGGAUCACGACCUAAUCAGGGGUGCGCGCCGUCAAGCAGGUGUUCAGGAUCAUGAGCUCGCGUUGCGUAAGCAGAUAACGAUCGCGUUCACGGUUUGCGAACGUGUCGCUGGUGAUCUCCUUCCAGUUUUUGCGUCAUUCUUCCUCCCAUUCAUCUUCUUCAAGCAUUGGCCGAUUGAAAUACCGACAGCAGUGGCAUAACGUGGAUUCGUUUCACGCCCUAACGCAUUUGCAUUCGUCUGCAUUUCCGGUUUCCGAGAGGCGGCGAUCGUUGCCGAUCAAUUCGCGAUUGGAUGGGAUCGUCCAUCCGUUCGUUCGUUCGUCAGAGCGACGCCAAGGCCGCAUUGGACGGUGCGUUCAAUUUAUUUAUACUUUACGGUUGCCGCAAAGUCCACGGCAAGUUCUCGUUCAAGGCUGCGCGGGUGACCGCUAGAAUUUUUCUGCGGCCGUUUUUUCCACGCGUCUUGGUAAUUGGUGCCGAGUGCCGAUAAUUCUCGAUUGAAUUAUGCAAGGCGUGCGCCGGUUGUUUCACGGAACCGUCGGCUUCUCAGUUCGCGGAGCGCGCAAUUCUUUACCGCAAUGCUUCGAAUUCAAAUAUCCGCGGAUUGAUCGAUAUUCAGUCUCUCUGUCUCCGGGGCUUCCUCAGUCGGAAUUUUUAUUCCAUUUUCGACUUUAAUAUUUCACUCAGUAUUGUAAGAAAUAGGUACGUCGAAGAUCACUAUGCUUCUCGCUUUAAGACAUAUAUUUCUCUGGUAUGUUACAAUCUAAUUCUCCACUGUCCUGCGAAGACUCUUCUCCUCUCCCUCACUCUAUCCUUACAUCCAAGGAGAGUGCCAGCGCCUUUCUUAAGAUCUUCCUCGAUUCCCAGCGCACAUACUCGUUAAAUCUCCAUUGAUUACAGAUUUCUUAUAUAAUCUCCUUUCAGAACUUUUUAAUCGAGAAAUAGAUCGACAUUCUGCAAUGAUUUAUUAGUCUUUCAUUUUAUAUGUAUUAUUUACAUCUUAGGAACUCUGAAAUGUGUCGUUAAAAAUUUCUAUAUCUUUUAAUAAGACAGAUUUUGCCAGUCUCUUCUUGCAUACUAAAAACAUAAUAAAUGAAAAAAAUUUAUUUGAAAAAAAAACAGCUUGUACAACUUCUCUUGUAGACAAAGCAAUACAGCGGAAGUGUGGAUUCACAUUUUUUAAAUAAAAUGAAACGAUUACAUUUUUAUGUCGUUAUAAUUCUGUGUAACAAUGUAGCACAAGUUUGAUAGUGCAAGCUCAUAGAUCAUAACGAUGCAUACAUUGUCUCAUAAAAUUACGACGUAAAAAUACAAUCAUUUUAUCUAAAAAUUCCGAAAUUACUUGUUACACAAUCCAUUCAAUAGAUUCAAUUUUAAAAUUCCAAGAAACAGUAUCAUUAUAGAGGAAAUUAUAUAAGUUGCAUUCUUCGAGCUGAGAUUCGCAGAGCUCGCGAUUAUCGUGUAAACGCCAGAUUAAAUUAGAUUGAACUUUGAAAUCCUGGCGAAAGAUAUUGAAGAAACUAAUGUAAACUUAUGUAAGCACGUGUAAUGAAUGAUUGGCCCCACCGGGCUUUUUCCGCACCCAGGUGGCUAUGCCGUAGAUGAGGAGACCGUCGAUCGCGACCAGGGCGGCUACUCGAUCGGCGAGGGAUGAAAUCGUAAUGAGAUCAGGCGAGAUGCCGGAUCGCGCGUGAGAAAGGAGAAGGCGCUACACGUUCGCUAUAACGCGAACAAUCGCGACGAGCCCGACCACGGGCCCCGGUUGAAGCGACAAUGGGGUCUUUGCCGAAUCUUCACGAGCUGUCCAAGGACAAGCUAGAAGGCCCGGUACACAGACCGGCGCCGAUCGGCGGUCUUGGCCCGAUGCGAUUGCCCGCGCAGCCUCCGCCGUUGGCCCACACGCACAGACGCGCCAGGAGCAGCGGGCAUCAUCACUCUACCUUGUGCGACAAUGACGCGAUGAUGGAGCACAUGGCGGCGUACUCGCCGAUCUCUUGCCGAUCAACGCGCAUCUCGGCAUUGUCCUGGCGACGUCGUGACUCUAUGAACUCAUCAGCGGGCGCAUCGUCGGUACGCCGGCUGAUCGCGGCGGUCAGAGCGGCGCCGUCCGGACCGCGGCCACCUCGCAAGGCGAUACUUCGUCACUGCGUGGCUCUUCUGCUGGGACACGCGACCUGCUCAGCUGCGAUGCUGCCGAUUUUCCCGUUGCAAGCAGGUAUCGGCGCGUUCGAGCCUCACCUAGGCCCGAUCUUGCUCGCCCUGCUCUAUGCGAUCGCCACCGUCACCAGCUGCUUCGCGCCCAUCGUCGUACAGAAGCUCGGCACGAACCUCACCAUCACCAUCAGCCACUUGGUCACCACCGUCUUCGUCGGCGUGCAUCUGUAUCCCAAGUGGUACAUACUCCUGCCCAGCUACGCGAUGCUGGGUGCCUGCGCCAGCCCGAGCUUCCUGGCGAGGACGUCGCACGUCAACGUCUCGGCGACCAGCCUGGCGCUGGUCUGCGUCGAUCCCGAGGAUCCUGACGAGACGCGACGCGAAUGCCUGCUAAGGAGACUUAAUCGGGGAAUCAAGCUGGCUGAGGACAUCGGCCUCGCAUUCGGCUGCGUCAUCGCCUCGAUCCUCGUCAGGCUGACGGACUUGAUACCGCCGCCUAGCAUCGUGAACAGCGACGUCGGGGACAUCUGCGGGGCCGAGUACUGCUCGGAGGAAACUUAUUUCUACAACGAAUCGCUCUAUGUGCCGACGGUCACGUGGGGCACGUCGAAGGUGCUAGUCAGCAUCUGGCUUGGCCUGGCGGUGCUCGCUUUGAGCAUAUCUUGUGCGUUCCUCGACUCGAGGAUGCAGGAGCCGCAGGCGAGCCACGAUCGCACCACCGCCCGUAGUAUCCUGAAGUCCGUCAAGUGCGCCUUUCAGGACCCUAAGCUCCAGCUCGCGGCGCCGCUCACGCUCUUCAUCGGACUCGAGCAGGGCUUCAUCUACGCCGAUUUCGUGGAGGCGUACGUGGUGUGCGCCCUGGGCGGCGCCGGCACGGUGACCUUAAGCUUCCUGAGCUUGGCCGUGCUGCAGGCCCUCGCCGCCGUGACGCUCUCGAUGCUGUUAAGGCAUAUUAAAAGGUACUUUGUCGUGGUCGUGGGCUGUGCCUUUCACGCCUGUCUUCUGCUCGUCUUGCUCACUUGGAGACCUACGGGAGACGACCCGGCACUCUUUCAUGUCAUAUCAGCUGCCUGGGGAGUUUGUAACUCCAUCUGGGAGACUCUGAUAUACACGCUGGUGAUGGCCCUGUAUCCCAACGCGUGGCAGGGACCACUGUCGACGUCGCUCUUCUGGCGCUGGCUUGGGCUCGCCCUGGCUCUCGGUCUGCAUGGUCUCGUGUGCACUCGCUAUCGCGUGGUGGGUCUCGCCGCAACCCUGGUACUGGCGGUGGUGCCGUAUCUGUGGCUAGAGAGCCGUCUGGCACGCCGCGGUAAGACGCUCGCGCCCUUAUGACCGGGCGACUCCACCGCUAGCGAGCGGUGUUCCAGCGUCGAGACGACCGCAACGACGGAAACAAGGCAUCGAACCGACUGAGAGCGAGCCGUUCCAUCCGGCUUGAGGUUGAUAAAGAGAAGAAGCCGUCGGAGGAGCAGCGGCCUGUCGCAGCAGCAGCAGCAGCAGCAGCAGAAGCAGAAGCAGAAGCCGCAGCAACAGCAGGAUCAGGAGCGCCGGUCAAGAUCAAGCAGCGGGUCUUCGACGGCGAUGAAGAUCAAGACUCGGCGCAGGGCGAACAGCGUCGCUUUCGCUUGCCGCACCGACAUCGGUCUGCCUGACGACGAGAACCCGCCGCAGCCGCUGCUCUUCGUCACAGACGAGCGUCGCAGAAGCGCUAACGAGAGCUCCGUCGAGGCGAAGGAGCGCGAUCGCGCCGCCAUUGCCAGCAUAUUCACGCUCUCGUGAAGACUGCCGCUCCCGUCUCGAGAGAGAGAGUCCACUCGCGAGUCUGAAGAAAGAAGCUGCUCACGAAGAGUCGCGUUGUAGCUGUAAAUCAGAUCACCUGAAGAGGCGACUCUGCAACGUAGGUAGUGCUGGAUGGUAAGCGCGAUCGACGACGAGAGGAGCCGUCGAAACGUGUGUUCUUCUUCUUCAAGAUGUCUUCCUUCGUAUAUAUCGAGCGUUGCGUCUUAUUAACGCAAUCGCGACGUGAGAAUCAUCCAGCGCUACACUCGUGCGAGCACGGAGCGCAUGUGUCUUCGGCGGAUAUCGCGCAGUAGCGCGUUAUUUAGCGAUCGACUCGGGAGGAGGCGAGUUCUCUUGCGAAUUUGGAGCGAGGACGGCGACGAUCGAUGAACGCACACCACCGUGGACGGCACUUUAAAGCUCUCCAGGCGCGUCUAAGUCGCGAUUAAUGAGGGAUAGCUCUUCUCAAAGCUGGAUGGAACGGCUGUGUAUACAGACACUAUAUAUACAUAUAUACAUAUAUAAUAUAUACACGUACACAGUCACACGCAUAUACACACACACACAUGCACACACAAAAGCUUUCCCGCUACACACGGUGCGAUCGAUGCACACGACUGAAUAGCAGGAAAAUGACACACGCGACACACACACACACACACACACACACACACACGGACCCGCACACAUCCACAUAAUGUCAUAUUCUAGUCUCGAGCGUACCCCGUUUCUUUUGUAUCACUCGAAUGAGUCGCCGUUUGACGUGUAAACGGAACGUCGAAAUGUACCUGAUGUCUUUCAAACCAAGCUACACGAAGUAUAAAUCGUGAAUCGUGCGCGCGUCGCGAGGGAAUACCUCGCGCAAGCACCCGAUAUUAUAAUAUGUAUAUACACACAUACACGCAUCUCUUUCUCUCCACUUAUCCAUCGUGUAUGUAGCUCGUGGUAUGCGCCUUGCGUGUGAGAGAGCGUGCUAUCGAUUUUUCGAAACGAACGACUCUUGCCAUUUUAUAUUACCGAAUUGUUCGAAACCGCGCACACGCGACACGUAAUCUCCGGCGCGGAGUAAUCAAUCCUCGACGCGGAGCAUAAUUAAUCCCCAGUCGUCUCGCGAUUGGACGUAGUCGUCGAGGUCGAGAGAGACUAAGACGUAGGACGAACUAUUUAGCGAUGAUAUUCUAACGAGCGCCGCCGCGCCAAAAGCGACCCUAAGAAUCACAAUUCAACACUCGCGCGGGUAGGAUUUUUUAUGACGAUGAUACUCCGUCUAAAGAGACGGAGACUCGCGCGCUCACGGCGACGGGGUACAAUCGUCUCUCAAGCGAGCGGACUGGCUACGGGGAAGAUAGAUUUCCGGUGAUUCGACACGACGGGGUCCGUUCCCGUCGGGCACAUUGGGUGGAAUAAUACGUCCGCGAUUAAGACGUUCAGCAAUCCUCCCCGAGUAUGUUGAGCCAGAGAGAUGAGCGCGUUUGUCCGCUGAUCGCACGUGAAACGUAUUAGCCUGCGUUUUCUUACGGAUCCUAGACUAAGCGGAACCUAGUAGUCGCGCUAAAGUUAAGGGAGAUUAUUAAGUGUUAUCUCGUUUAAUGUUACACACAGGUGUGCUGUGUAGACGAGAGCGAUCGAUUUAGGAUGCGAAGGGCAACAUAUCAAUAUGAUAUUUGACAUUGUUUGGCGGAAAAAAUACGUGGAACUUGGUCUCCUGGUUUGCCUCUCUCUCUUUCUCUUUUUCGACUCGGAAGCAUAUCUGUUUACAUCGCGAUCUGUGUAGCGUAACGCGACGUGCGGAUGAGAUCGCGUUUGCAGCAAUAACUCUUAAAAGAGAGAAGAGGGAAAACUCGAAUUGUCUUGCAAAGAAGACAAAUCUCCCCGCGGAUUGCUCGAAAUAGCAAUCGCUAAAUUUCAAUCUUGUAUUUUUACUUUAGAUAGAUAGGUUUGAACGAAUGAUACAUGGCCAGUCGAGAGAUAUCAUUUAAUCGCGAGUAAACUGCAAUUAAUAUCGACUGAAUCGAUGAUACGCGAUGUGGAUCUCACAUUCCCAGGAGCGCCAAGUUUGCCCUCCGCCGGUGCAAUCUCACCCCGUGUCGCGGCGCAGUUGUUUUCUAUGCCUCAUACACGUUUCGCGACUUCCGAAUCACUUAUAAUUCACUAAGAGAGAAAGAGAGAGAGAGAGAGAGAGAGAGAGAGAGAGAAAGGAGUUCGCGGAGCGAAGAUUGCAGGGGAUGGCGAUAAUGACAGGCUGAAGAAGUAGUGCCGCGUGUCGUGCGACGUCUCGUAAACACGCGGGGAGGAAGAAAGAAUGAUUGCUAGGAUACAAGGAAUAUUCCCAGGUUCGGUCUGUGUUUAAUCAGCAGCAAUAAAUUCGCUCACUGCCGGCUCGUGGCGCGAAUCGAGCCGGUCCCCGGAUGACGAUCGACGGCUGAUCGUCGUCCGCUGUGGAGGUGAACGGAAGCGAAACCGUUUAUAUGUUCCUGGCAAAGCGCGUGUAAUAAGGAGUAUCGUCUCAGUGGCACAUUGGAAAGGCAUAUAUUAUCUGUAUUCCGUGAAAUAAUAAACAUUAUCUUAUUUUAUAUCGCGCGUCGGCUGAGAGAAUUGCCUUUUUGAAGAAAGAAUUUCACUCAACCUCCCGUUUGAAACGUCUGCCCCCUCCCCUCCCCCGUCCGAGGAAAAGCACAAACACAUGCUCGACUGUCCCUCCAAAUCGCACGUUUUUUUAUUUUUAUUUUUCUUUUGAAAUAUUUCAUUUUUCUUCGGAAUAUUACUUUCAUUGUAGACAUCGUUGGCAUAACGUGUUUUGUACUCCACAAAAUAGCCACGUACUAACAGCUCAUAGCUAAUCGUCGUGAGACGGGCCCACGGCGGAUUCCGCCGACUUUCCUCGUGGACGCUCGUUCAAGCGAACGUCCCGACUCGACAGAUGAGUUGUCAAACUACUCGCGGGAAGAUCGCAACGCGCAAACAGUCGCCGGCGAUCUAAACGGAAAGAGAGCAGGUCAUCGCGCGUGAAGGUGAAUCGCAUACGAAUCGAAUAAUGAACAACAAACGUGAUUUCGUAUUCGCGGGAGGAAAAUCGGCGAAAUCGGCUGCUAUCCUUAGCAUAGGGGAAAUUCGACUAAAAAGAGAUAACAAAGAGUCCCGUCGCCGCCUUCGCGAUCGGCGAAAACCACCGAACGUUCAGAAGUUUUUUACGACGGUUUCUUCGCCCCGACGCGUCAGAAAAAAAAAGAGAAGAACUCCUUCGUCUUCGGAGACGAGUCUCGUCGUCAAGUCGCGCUCUAUUUCUCUUCAGGAGCCACGCCGGGGUGACGUAAAUGCAAGUGACAGGACUCACACUCACACACAUACACAUACCACAUAACAUACACACCUAUGUAUAUUAUUACGUAGUAGCACGUCGACAUUGCCUACCUAAAUUAUUGUCAGCGUCUUAUGUCUACUCUCGAAAGUAGAGAGGUGCGUUCGCCUUCGUGAGACGACAGAGGCGCGUUUAUAGGCGGCUAACAAAGCCUAGUUGAACGGAAUUUAUUAACGGUGUAUACGUCUAAGUAUAUAACCACACACGCGUACGCAUGCAUACACACACACACACACACACACACACACACACACACACACACACACAUUCAUCGUACAUGACACACCACAUAGACACGUGAGGACACUCAGCUGUUAGUAGCCCGUGUAUAACUUGUAACAAUGCCCCUUUAUUUAUUCAUUUAUCGUUCAUAUUUCUCCGGUUCUUCUUUCCAGCUUUUGCGUCUAAUAAUACGAUUCACAAAGAGAUUCAGCCACGCUAUAAAUUUUCUUCCUCGCUUUCUCUCUUUCCCUUUCUCGCUGUCACGCACAUGCGACGUGUCUCUACGAAGCGAGUAAAUAUACCACGCAAACGUAUUUCCACUCUUUCUCUCUCUUUCGCUCGCUUAGAGUACAAUCAUAUAUAAAUGUAUAUAGGCUACAUACACACUCCGAAACGUAACGCUCUCUCGCGUAACAUAUAGCAAAAAUAGGAGAUCACAAAUGACUGUACUCGCGUACACAUCGCUCGAGAAACGAAAUGAUGCGCUUAUUGAAUAUGAUUCUAUGAGUUUGAUGCACUUAACAAAAAAAAGGAAGAAAGAAAGAGAAAAAUCAUGAUAAUAAUAGUGUGUAGUCGUCGACUUAUGUGUGUAUGUGUGUGUGGCGCACAGAAGUCGAGCAUCGUGAGUAUCAGAAGAAAUACUGGCCUAAGAAUAUCAAGAAUGCGCGCUCUAUGCAACUCCCCCCGCAACGGAAAUGCUCGUGUCUAACAUAGGCGCUAAAUUAAACGCGAGUAUAAAACGCUGGAUUGUUUCGCUGAUAAUCGCCAUUUCCGGAGUUACGAAUUACAGCCACGUGUCGGAUUGACUAUCGAACAACAGUAAGCGAACGCUAAGUUAUCCGUGUCGAGGAGUCGGCGAUAUAUUUUUCUCUCUCUUUCAUUUUCCUACAUCCAUUAUACGCGAUCGCCGAGACCUCUCUAUUUAAAUUCUCUCGCAAUAGAUAAAAAAGGGAUUCGUUAAUUACUUAAAACUCUAAUCUGAGACACGGCACGAAUUCGUCGUUUUCUAAAUUGCAGGUCGUUCCCUUAUCUACGUUAACUCCUCGGCGAAAAAAGAUGAAAAGGUAACCGGGUGCAGAAGUCGCGUGUCAUUAUUACGUAUUAUCGAUACAGCAUUCGCGUGUUCCUUCACAGUGCCGCGGGCGUACUUAUCUUACGACAAAACGAUAGACACCGCAGGACUCGCAUCGCGUAACGCGAAAAGCAAUUUCAGGCUGAAGCGAAAUUAGACUAAUCGCGCGUGUAUACUUGCACAUGUGUCAUACUUAAUUACCGCCAUAACUUAUCACAAAAGAGAAUAUCGUGUAUUUCGCACACUCGAUCUGCCGGCCGGCCGCACCCGUUAUCGUCGUAUCAGCCUAAGAUUACUUUGCUCGACACUAACGCGUGCACUCUACGAAGAACAACUGUACCAAGUACUUAACAAAUUCGCAUUCUCUCCUCCCCCUCCUCCCUUUCUCUCUCUUUCAUUUUAUAGGAUAUCUAAUUCUCAUAAUAUUUUCACCCUGUAUCUCGUCGCACACUUAAGAGCCAUUUUUUCGUCUUUGAUACGCAUAUUCGUCUCGUUUUUUCUUUUCAUCCUUUUAUUUUUCCUAAACCCGCGGAUCAUCGCGUUAUCCACGUCCACGUCGUACCAGAGGCUAGCCGGUGAAGCUCGUCAUAUGCCGUGUCGCGCGCACGAUGCAACUGACCGAUAUCGGUCACAUCCUGAUAAUUAGCACAUUCUGUUAACUGCACGCGACUGAGUGACAUUCCUUCUCUCUUUCCCCGUUUUUCCUUUUUUUUUCUUCGCUAUUACAGAUAUCAUGGAUGAGAUAUUACGUGAACACGAGUCAUAAAUAAUCAAUGCGCGCGCCUAUAUUAUAUACAAAUGAGAAAAGUAUUUUCGUCGAGAUUCUCCAAAAAGAACAGUAGAGUUGAAGGGAAACGCAGCGUUGCGCUGAGACAAGCGCUUGUUUUUCCCUCUCUCUCUCUGUUUUCCUCUGCCUUUCCGGCGCGUCGCGCUUCGCGUCGGCAAAGGCUGCAGCCAUGUCUUCCAUCGAUAAUCUCGAAUAUUGUGCGCGAAAAGGAAAUGUCG
Molecule: messenger RNA, 9834 nt
Organism: Odontomachus brunneus
Lineage: Eukaryota; Metazoa; Arthropoda; Insecta; Hymenoptera; Formicidae
Product: UNC93-like protein
Exons: 7
Coding region: 2018-3730 (570 amino acids)
Biological process (GO): regulation of potassium ion transport; regulation of muscle contraction
Cellular component (GO): striated muscle dense body; plasma membrane
Molecular function (GO): potassium channel regulator activity
Source: RefSeq, a predicted model, not a curated record